Metarhizium album ARSEF 1941 is the source of this 1236-nucleotide messenger RNA. RefSeq lists its product as uncharacterized. The transcript is spliced from 2 exons. Gene Ontology annotation, molecular function: single-stranded DNA binding; four-way junction DNA binding; ATP-dependent activity, acting on DNA. NCBI's taxonomy places the organism in Eukaryota, Fungi, Ascomycota, Sordariomycetes, Hypocreales, Clavicipitaceae. Bases 1 to 1236 code for a protein of 411 amino acids. The record is from RefSeq and is a predicted model, not a curated record. Gene Ontology annotation, cellular component: centrosome; replication fork; Rad51B-Rad51C-Rad51D-XRCC2 complex. Gene Ontology annotation, biological process: reciprocal meiotic recombination; DNA strand invasion; double-strand break repair via homologous recombination.
AUGCGCACCCCGACGAAAGCUCCUGCCACCGGAGCAGCGGCGGCGGACAGGCCAGAGCCGUCGUGGCCGCGCGAUCCCUUUCCGCUGGCACCCGUGCCGGCGUCCAUCCUCGCCGAACGAGAAGCAGAGCGCAGGAACCACGCCCGCCGGCGGGGAUAUUUCAAGACGGCGUGUCCCGAAAUAGACGACCACGUCCUCCUCGGUGGUCUGGAGACGGGGCACGUCGUGGGCCUGAGCGCGGAAGAGGAGUCCUUUGGAGUCGCUCUCGGCCUACAGGUCCUCUCCAGGGCGCUGCUGGAGCACCCGCGAUCCAGGGCGUUGGUCAUCACGCCCAAGCCCGCCGGCGUCAUUCUGCGGUCGCUGAGGGACGCCGUCGGCGCCGAGCUGGCCCACGAGGGCGUCGCCCCGGCCGACAUGGACCUGCGCCUGAGGACGGCCCUGGACAGCGUCAUGCUGUCGUGUGUGUUUGACAUGGAUGGCCUGUGGGAGGUCCUGGCCGACCUGGAACGGGAAGGGGACAGCCGCCCGCGUCCUCGCCCGUCGUCGCGGCCUGCCUCCCAGGAGGAGGAGGAGGAUGCGGCGUCCGAGAUUCAAGACAGCGAGGACGAGGGGCUCUGGUCGCCUCCGCCGUCACCGCCGCCGCCGCCGCCGUGUUUCAUUCUCCUCACGCACUUCUCGAGUCUCCUCACGUCGCUCUUCACCCAGCGCGCCAGGCCGGCCGCCCACGCCGACUUGUCCCUCCUCUCGUCGCGCCUGCGCCACCUCUCGCGCAGCCUGCCCUCGAGGCCGCUCGUCCUCAUCCUUAACUCGACCACUUCGUCGACCGACUCCAACGCGCCGGAGCCGGCCAGGCGUCCGCGCCCUUCCGCGCCUGCCGGCGGAAGACCCCUCGACCCUUCCCUCCGGUCGAUAUUCAAUCCCCCGCCGCUGCACAUCCCCGGCUACGUGUCCGCCUCGUCGAGGCGCAACAAGCCCUCGUUUGGGCUGGUCUUUACGCAGUUGCUCGACCUGCACCUGCUGGCCUCUCGGAUCCCCAGGACGAGGGGGGACGCAGAGGACGCGCUGGGGGGCGCAGCUCCCGAGGCGACGUUUGUCACCGUGGUGGAAGUGCUGUUGGACGGCAUGGGCUUGUGGACCGGGAGCCUGGGCAAGAGGCAGAGCCGGGAGCAGAGAUGGGCUGCCGUGCACGUCGACGCCGGGAGGGUCGUCGACGCCUUUGGGAGGCCAGAAGCCUGA